AUGCCGACAGAGAUGCCGCUGGGCCUCCCCUUCGUCGUCGACACAUGGGGCUCCUCCUCCGGCCGCCGGCGCCACCACCACUUCCUCACCCACGCGCACACGGACCACCUCGCCAACGCCCAGGCCUAUCCCGGCGACACCGUCUACGCCACCAAGCUCACCAUGCGCCUUGCUCUCCAACGCGUUCCCCAGCUGGAGCGGGGGGCAUUUGUGGAGAUGGAGCUGGGAAAGAGGUUGGUGGUGCGCGACCCCGACGGCGACUUUUCUGUCACCGCCUACGAUGCCAACCAUUGCCCUGGAGCAGCUAUGUUUCUAUUUGAGGGUCCAUUCGGUAAGAUACUGCACACAGGGGACUGUCGGCUCACAUCAAAUUAUGUACACAAUUUGCCACUAAAAGUGGAAGAAAAUAAUUGCCGUUUAGACAAUGUGUACCUUGACUGCACAUUUUCUGAAUUCCCCAUGUUUCCGAGCAAGGAGUUGGCAAUUCAGCAGGUUAUAGCUUGCAUACUGAAGCAUCCAUAUGCACCUUUCGUUUAUCUUCACUGUGAAAGACUUGGGCACGAAGAGAUCCUACUUGAGGUAUCAAGGACAUUUGGAUCCAAAAUUUAUCUUGACAGAGGAUGGAAUUUGGAUUAUUUUGAUACGUUGUCACUUACAGUCCCUGAAAUAAUCACUGAUGAUCCAACUUGUCGUUUCCAGAUAGUUGGACGGAACCAAUUCAAAGAGAUCAAAGAAACCAAGCUUGAAGAGAGAAGGGCUAGUCGUCAGCCAGAUUCUUUACUUAUCCGUCCUUCAACAAAGUGGUAUGCAAAUGCCCAUGGUCAAAACCAGAAACUGAGCCUAACAGAAGCUGAGCAGGAUGAUUCUGGGGUGUGGCAUAUUUGUUUCUCAAUCCACUCCUCUCGUGAUGAAUUAGAGCAAGCGCUGCAAAUUCUCCAGCCUCAGUGGGUCAUUUCAACAACUCCCCCAAACUUUGCCAAUGAACUGAGUUAUGUAAGGAAACGUUGUUUAGCACACAUAACACAAGAAAAUGUGCCAUUAAGCAUCAAUUUCUGCUCAACAUCCUUUGAGAAGGAAGUCUAUGAAGAUUUUGUUAGACGAAUACCAUUCUCGGGAAAGAGCCCUAGAGUUGUGGAGAUAUACGAAACAUGGGUGGACCACAGGACUUUUGGACUAUCAAUGCGCGUAAAUGGUCAUAUAUCAGAACAUUGUAUGAACAUGAUGGGCCAAGCUAUUAUGUCAGAAGGGAGUGAUGCAGCUUUCGACAUGCAUGUAUUGCAUUCUGAAUAUGCAAAAAUGCUACAGUACCCCUUUCAAUACCAAGAAAACAUUUCGGAUGAUCUAACUGAUCAAAAUCAGGGAUACAAACUCGACAAUAUGGAUGCAGUUUUUAUGCCACUGCAAAUGUGCAAAACUUGGUACCUAGUUGUGGCAAAUUUUUGGAAGAAACGAUUUGAGGUAUUGAGCCCAUUGGGGUACACUAACGAAUUGAUAAGAGAGGCACGGUCUGUGGUGUACAACUUCCAGAAAGCAUUUCAUAAUGCAUAUACGGGGUCCAGAAGAGUAAAAAUUAAAGCAAUGGAUAUUACCUUCCAUACCAUAUCAAAAUCAGACAACGAAUCCGACAGUGGUAUAUUUAUCAUGAAGGCACUGGAUUUAUAUGAUUUAGAGAAACAUAUCUUCUUUAAAGAUUCUGAUGCCAAAGGACUCCGUGAACAGUUAACAUUCUAUCUCUUGGACCACAAGUACAAUGAGAAGGCCCCUAUCAUGUACAAGGGUUAGUGGGCCCAUAAAGUCAGGGUCAUGUGGUUCUGCCUGAUCAUAGAAGCGUUGGAUGUAACCAUAUAUUCUUGCUACCAUCAAAUAAGGAGUUAGACCAAGAGAGUUUGUGAAUACACAUCAUUUCAAAAUUUUCCACAAGAAGCAAAUGUUGUGCACAUGAUCAGUUAGCUAGGACAAAGGUCUCCACCGGAUGCUUGGUUGGAUGAUCAACCUAAUUUCAUUGUACACUUCCUAACGAAUUAUAUAUAAAAAAACA
This is a messenger RNA of Lolium rigidum, 2038 nucleotides long. RefSeq names its product 5' exonuclease Apollo-like. The transcript has 10 exons. The record is from RefSeq and is a predicted model, not a curated record. Gene Ontology annotation, biological process: double-strand break repair via nonhomologous end joining; protection from non-homologous end joining at telomere; proteolysis. The coding region runs from base 1 to 1782 and encodes 593 amino acids. Gene Ontology annotation, molecular function: 5'-3' DNA exonuclease activity; cysteine-type peptidase activity; damaged DNA binding. Lineage: Eukaryota; Viridiplantae; Streptophyta; Magnoliopsida; Poales; Poaceae.